Molecule: messenger RNA, 7987 nt
Organism: Scylla paramamosain (green mud crab)
Lineage: Eukaryota; Metazoa; Arthropoda; Malacostraca; Decapoda; Portunidae
Product: carbohydrate sulfotransferase 9-like
Exons: 7
Coding region: 2815-4446 (543 amino acids)
Biological process (GO): carbohydrate biosynthetic process
Cellular component (GO): membrane
Molecular function (GO): sulfotransferase activity
Source: RefSeq, a predicted model, not a curated record
UAUUAUUCUAAGUGUGUGUGUGUGUGUGUGUGUGUGUGUGUGUGUGUGUGUGUGUGUGUGUGUGUGUUUGUUUCUUCCCCUAAUCACAUUUAUCACUUGUAUACUUAACAAUUUCUCUUUUUAUUUCCUUGUCUCAUCUUUACUAUAACAAAACCAAACAAUACUUUCUGUCCUUAUUUUUCUCCCCUCUCUUAUCUUCUCUCUUCCUAAUCUUUGUACACAGUCCACAUCGUUAACACCGCCUAAGUAUUUUUUAACACCUUGGAAGCUAAAAUAGUAAACAUGACCCUUAUUAACGUAGUAAUUUGGGAAGAGACACGAAAAAAAUUGAUACAAGAUGAAGUUAGAGAAAGAGACAGCGAAAGAUUAUUAAGAAGCAAACCACGCGGUCUCUCUCUCUCUCUCUCUCUCUGAACCAGUCUCCCUCUCUCUCUCUCUCCCCGUCUCUCUCAGUCCCUCUCUCCCUCUCCCUCAGUUGCUCCCGGACAGUGAAGGUGGAAGGGUGUGUGUCUCCUCGGUCCCCACUCUCUCCUCGCGUUAACCUUUGUGCUCUUAAUAGCGUCACUUCCUUCUCCAGUUUCUUCGUGUAACUUGAACCUAACCUUCAGAAGCUCUUCAUUCUCUUAACUUUCCUUUUUUUCUCCUUCAUCUUACCUUCUCUCUUUCGUGGCUCUCUCUACCCUCUCACUUCUCUCUCUCACUCUCUCUCUACCCAGGAUCUUCAGACCAGCUGGUGUAUUUCACAGGUCCUAAAUUUGAGUUGUGUAAUUUAGAACGGUUAAAUAUGUUAGUGACUCAAGAUGUUAAAGUUUAAGGCUCCGGGUGGGGGAGGUGAAGGAUGGUGAGUGAUGUAAGUGGGGGAAUAGUGAGGGAAAAAAAAGAAAAAGGUAAAUAUUCUGAUGUUUCAAGGAUGCGUGGAGAUAUGAAGGGGUUAAAUUUGAUGGGGAAACUAAAAAAAAAGAAAAAAAAUGAAAAGAAAACUGAUAUAUAAAAAAAAGUGUGAAAGUAAGGUAAAAAUUUGUCAUGUUUCAAGGAUACGUAAGGGUAUUAAAGGGUUGAACUGUAUGGGAAUCUCGGAAAUGAUACGGCAAUGAAGGGAUUUGUUAUAAAAAAAAAAGUUGAAUUAUGUGGUUUACUGAAGAUACGUGAACCGGGGGGAAAAAAAAGGUUGAAUUUUAUGAUUAAGAACAGAUGUGAACAUUUUUAAAGGAUUGGUAUGGAAACUGAUGAAGAAAUGUGAAAAGAAAUGGUCAAAACGAUUCAUGAAGGGGUAAAGGAUUAGAUUUGAUGGGAAACUGGAAAAAAAAGGAAAAUUUGAUAAAAUGUGAAAAAAAUAGGCAGUUUUGUCAUGGUUCAAGGUUACAUGAAGCGAUUAAGAGUUUAGAUUUGAUGGGAAACUAAGAAGUAAUGUAAAAAAAAAGAAGGGUUUAGUAUGAAUAGUGAAUUAAUGUGAAAAUAUAGUGUAUGGUAUAAAAUAACUGAUGAAAUUAUGUGAAAAAUAGUAAAAAUUGUGACAUUUCAAGGAUUCGUGAAGGAUAGAAGGAUAGAUUUGAGGGAAAACUAAGAAAUUAUGUAAAAACUAAAGUACAUGUUGUAAAAAAACGAUUAAUGUGUAAUAUUAUGAAGAUACGUGUAAAAAAUGGUUGAUAUUUGAUGGGAAACUUAAAAAAUAGUGAAAAUUAAAGGACAAGAUAUGAAAAGUUGAUAAAUUUAUGAUGUUCUGUAGAUACGUGAAGGGAAAAGAGUUUUAAUUUUAUUGGAACCUAAGAAAUAGUGUAAGAAUUAAAAGAUUUUGAAUGAAAACUAAUGAAAAGAUGUGAAAGUAAAAAAGUAUGAUACGAAGUGGUUAAUAAAUGAAAAAAAAAGAAAAAAAAUCUUAUGAUAUUUGUGAUCUUCCAGGAACACAUGAAGGGAAAAAGUUAAAAUUUGAUGGGAAACUUAGAAAAUGAUGUAAGAAUUAAAAGAUUUGGUGUGAACAGUUAUGAAAAAUGUGAAAAAGAACUUAGAUUUGUGAUGUUUUAAGGAUACAUAAAGGGAAAAAAUUAUAAAUAACAAAAAAAAAAAAAAAACGAAGAAAUGACACAGUCACUGGAUAAAUAUAGACACACAACAAAAUAAUAAAAAAAAGGGUUAUGACUGAAAGCGAAACAGUGAUAAACGUGUAUAACCAAGAAAAUAAAUCAAUAAAAGCAGGAAUACAGAAGAAAAGUAAGAUAUUGUAUGAAAAGAAAGGAAAAUAACGAGGAAAUUAAUAGAUAAGAAAAAAUAGCAAAGUGAGAAAAAGAAAGAAGAGGAAUAUGAAAGAAAUUUGAGAUAUGCAAGAGAAAAUUCAGUAAUAACGAGAAAACAGUGAGUAGAUAAGGAAAUAUAGAAGAUUUAAAAUGAGGAAGAAAGAAGAGGAAUAAGGGAAACGAUACAACAUUGAUGAAGAAAACGAAAUAAGAAAAUAAACAAAAGAAAGAAAACGAAAGAGAAAUAAAAAAAUGCAAAUAAUAGAAAAACACGAAGUAGAAAAUAAAUAGAAGAGAAAGGAGGACAGAGAGAGAGAGAGAGAGAGAGAGAGAGAGAGAGAGAGAGAGAGAGAGAGAGAGAGAGAGAGAGAGAGAGAGAGAGAGAAUAUCACCCCACUUCUCUCGCCAAGUUAAGUGAAACAAGCCAUGAAUAAGAAACAAGAGAACUAUUUUAAACUCCUCUCUUCUUCUUCUUCUUCUUCUUCUCUUCUUUCUCUUCUUCCUCCUCCGUGAAGAAGAGGAAGAGAUGAUGCGAUAGAACAACAUUGUGACGUCUAAAUUGAACAGGCAUCCCCGUCAGAAGAUGCGAAAGUUAACUAAACUUCGCCCUAAACUCCUCCUUGCCCUGGUGGUUCUGGCGGUCCUGGUGACACUCCUGGGGCCUUACAGCUACACCCCACGCCUGCUGGACGCCCACACGUCCUCCCCACCGCCUGCAAUACAUGUAUCCUUAGACACGGAGGGAGAUACCGAGGGAGGAAGCAAAAAUGAAACACGACAGGUUUCCCUUGCAGAAACUCGUGCUGAGGAGACAGUGGAAGGGAUGCAAAUCCUGCAGGAGCCCUUACCAGUGUCCCAGGAGUCCUACAUACAGAAUCCACCGCCGAAGGACUGGGUGGAGGUGAAGAAAACGAAGCCAAAGGUGAAGCCGAUGGGGCGUGCGGCAGGAAGGGCUAAGGCGAUGAGCAGCGGACAGAAGGAUGCAGCUGCGGCCUUGAAAGUUUUAGGAUUCUUGCCGAAGGAUUUGCAGAACAGAGCCCAAACGUUCCCUGAGGAUUCUCCCCUAAGACAGUUUCUGGCGGAGCAGGAGAGGCGGGUCAGUCACGUGGCCGCUACCUGUCGGUCCUUCCAGCCCAGCCUCGCGGACAUUGUGGCAGGAAGUAGAGGUCCUCCCGCUGGCCUGCUGUCGAUUAAACACCUCAUAUACGACAGGGUAAACCAGCUCACUUUCUGUCCAGUAUAUAAAGCAGCCAGCACGUCUUGGACCAUCACAAUGCUUCAGCUGGCGGGACUGUGGAACGCUAAGACCAAGGCGAUUCCCAUACAAAAACUGGUCCAUAUGUUCUACCCGAAGAUGACUGGCCUGGCUGCGGCGACGGUCACCACGAACACCACACACUUCAUGGUAGUGCGUCACCCUCUGCAGCGCCUUCUGUCUUGCUACCUCGACAAGUUCCAGUACGCAUCCAAAGAGUACUACUAUCACUUAUACGGAGAGAAGAUCAUUCAGAGGUACAGGGACUCACUCAUCGGUCUCUCAGGUCACCAGGUACAAAUUUACAAGGAGGAGGUGCGCGCGGCGAUGAGAAGAGCCGAGAACGAGGAGAAUGGCGGUGAUCUUGUCUCCCUCCCCGGUAACCCCUUCGCCACCCCACUUGGCCCUACCUUCCCUGAGUUUGUGGAUCACGUGGCACAGACGAGCUAUGAUGACGAACACUGGAGGAGCUACGCCUCUCACUGCGUCCCCUGCACCCUCUCCUACGAGUUUGUGUUGAGGUUCGAAUCUCUGACUGAGGAAAACAAAUGGUUCCUCGAGUACCUGAACCGCAGCGGGGAGGUAGCGCCGCGAUGGGACAAUCCGAACCCUAGCGGGGACACGACGAAGCUCUCCUGUGAAUACUACAACCAGCUCACCCUGAAGCAGAUUGACGCCCUUAUUGCCAAGUACAAGAAGGAUCUAUUGCUUUAUGAAUACGAUGCGAAGGGUCAUAGAAAAUGUGCCAAAGAUUAUAUAGAGGAAAAUGAGGUUAGAUCAGUCAUCCCGUUAGUAAAUGAUGAUAGAGAACUGAAUGAAAAUGGUGUUAGGUUAGAUGAUUUGAAUGCUAACACGAAGCAGAAUGAAAAUGAAGAUGUAUUAGAUGUUUGGGGUGUCUCUGCUAGUAAUGCUGCCAGUGAGACACAUAAGGCAAGUGAAUAUAUCAAAUUGUUAACUUAAAUGAGGUUAAUUAGGUUAUAUGCACUAAAUAGUAAAGUAUGUUUAUUUUUUUACUCUCAGGAAGCUGUAAGAAGAGUUUCGUGUUUUUUUUUUAUUUCGUUUUUUUUUUUUUUUUUAGGCUUGUAUCCAUUUUACUGUGCCUUAUUUACGUUCUUUAUAACCUUUUUUUUUUUAUAAUUUUUACUCUAUCAUUAAUAUUUCCUACAACUCCUUACUAUCAUCUCUACUAUUUUUCAUUAUCCCUUUUAUUCUACUAUUUUAUCUUUAUUGCUGUUCUUCCUUGUCAUUGUAAUCAAAACUAAACGAAAGGUAAAUUUUUUUUUUAUCUUAAACUUACUAAAUUAUUACAUUUCUUUUUGUCUUUGUGGUUGUAGUUGUGAUGCGUGUGUAGUUUUUAAGAAUGUACGUGCCUUAAUUAAAUAUUGGGUCUUAUUGGGUUAUUUAAGGGGUUUAACAUGGGAAAAGGGAUUGUUUUAUUUAUUUAUUUACAUUUUUUUAAGUAUUGCGGCAUCUGUUUUGUUAAUUUAGGGGUUUUUUUGGAGAAUUUACGUGCCUUAAUUAAAUGUUUUCCUGUUUUUCAGUGGGGUCUUUAAUGGGGAAGGAUUGUUAAUAUUUUUUUUUUUAAGUAUUAAGCCGUGUUUUGUUACUUUGGGUGUUUUUUGGCAGUUUUUGUUAAUGUUUGGAUAGUUUAAUUUUUAUUCUUUGUUAUCAAUAGGGAAAACGUACCAGGAUUAUUAAAAUUACCUACUAAUUUUAAGGCUGGGUAAAAUCUCUCUCUCUCUCUCUCUCUCUCUCUCUCUCUCUCUCUCUCUCUCUCUCUCUCUCUCUCUCUCUCUCUCUCUCUCUCUCUCUCUCUCUCUCUCAUGUUUUAUAUAAUGGUAAGAAUCGGCUGUGAAGUUACUAACCUAACCUAAACCUAACCUACAAAUGAAAAUGUUAAAGUUAUUUCAACAUUAUAAAAAAAAAUAAUAAAAAAAAACGAAAUAUAAAAAGAAAAAUAUGUGAACACUUGUCUAAGCAUCUCAUCAACGUGGCCUUUGAAAAUAAAAUGUGAGUAAAAGUGUUUUAAGACUACAGAAUAAAAAGUUGGCUAUUCUGAAAAUACCAAUGGACUGAAAUGAACGGUUCUGAAAAUCGACAUCUGAAAAUAUUGAUGCACUGAAGCUGACAGUGUUUGAAAUUUGAACUUAACGCUUUCACUGCUAUAAUUAUCGUACAUCGACACUCAAAGCACAGUAAAGAAAAACUAUAUUUGCAUGGGUACAGAAAAGACGGAAUAGAUAGUAGCUAACACCCCCUUUUUCUAACCUACACUAUUAUAUAUUUAAGCUGUCGUGGGGAAGUGAAAAAUGUAGACGAUUGGGAAAAUAUUGAGUACCAGUGGAAAGGUUAACUAAAGAUCAUGCUGGUCUUUCUAUAAAAUAUUUCUCUCGUGCUGUAGGGAAAUUAUGCACCAAAACAUGACGUGAGUAAAGACAUUCCUUGGUAGCUGCAGUGCGUGUGUUGGGAAGGCGAAGAUAAGGGUCAGUGUGUGUGUGUGUGUGUGUGUGUGUGUGUGUGUGUCGUGGCUGAGUCAUUCCCGCAGCUAAGUGUUCAGUGAAGUGUCAGGGGAAUGAAUGCUCGGGUCCUCAAGGCUGGUAAUUGCUCAUGAAAGUGUAGUGUUUUAUAAAUUGAAAAUAGAUUUACAGUGAAUCUCUCUCUCUCUCUCUCUCUCUCUCUCUCUCUCUCUCUCUCUCUCUCUCUCUCUCUCUCUCUCUCUCUCUCUCUCUCUGAAAAUAAUGUGUUUUUGCAAGCUGGUGAGUGUUUAAAGGAAUGUUCUUUAUGAAAAUCAAUUGAAAGUGUUCAUUUAUGUUUAUUUUUACUUAUAGAUGUAAGUGGUAGAGAAAAGCGUGUUUUAUAAAUGAAAAAUAGUUUAAAAACUUAUUUCUUGAAGUGAAAAUGGUAGGAAAUGUUGUUUUGAAGAUGAAAGUAACUGGAAAAAUGCGGUGCUUUGAAAAUAUUUAACUUCUUAUGGAAUUCGAAUAUCUUUAAAAAUGUAGCACUUUAAAAAUAAAACACUAGAGAUAAAAAAAAAACAUGUAAUAGUUUUAAGGAUGGAAACAACUGUAAAAAUUUUCGUUUUUUUUUUUUUUUUUGUUUAUUUCUUCUUUUACUUUUUAUUAUUUUUAUUUCAUGGACGUAUUUAACUGAACGGCAAUAACAGCAACAUUAAUAAUAAAACUAAUGAAAAAGCAUACGAGCCUUCAGUAGUUAUAGUGAAGUUGACAAAAUAUGGGAUGUUUUUGUUGUACUAUAUUCAAGAAAUGGUGGUCUAAUAAACAAAUGCACGUGAAGAAAACGGAAACUCGCGUGGCAGAAAAUAAUUGAGUUGGGGGUAAACUUUUUUGCACUGCUCGUUUUCUUUGUAAUUCAAACCUCGAUAAAUUGUUGGUUUUAUUGCAGUCUUGUGAUUAUGGUUGCUUUUUUUAUGGUGUGUUUUCUUAGUUUUCUUGAUUUCUUUUGUAUUUCAGUGUGUGUGUGUGUGUGUGUGUGUGUGUGUGUGUGUUUCUUUUGUUGGAUUGGUUUGAGUAUUUCACUUUUUUUCGCCUUUGUGUUCUUCUAGUCAUAUUUUUUGAUAGUUUUAUUGAUUUUUAGGUGUUAUUUUUUAUACAGCUUUUUUCAUUUUUCAUUUGUUUCGUUUUUUACCGUUUUAUGCACUGUUCACUUUUUAUUCAAUAUUUUUCGUUUAUAUUUUCAUUUUCAUUCCCAUUUCUUACAUUUUUCAUUAAUAUUUUCACAUGCGAUUUUAAGAAGAUCACCAUAUUAUCAUCAUUAUUGUUGCUAUUAUCAUUUUACUUAUUUAUUUAUUUUUUUAUGAUGCACAAAAACAGGUAAAAGAAAAUGAAACACUUAUUUGAGUCACAACGUGCUGGUUAUGGGUUCCAAUAUAUAUAUACUUAAUCACCCUUCUAUCUCAUUCCUCCCUGCAACCUCUCAUUGAAAAGGGGAAGGAGGCAGCACUUAUUUUGUCUCAUUUAGCUAACUUUUCCCCUUUACUUCAAACUUUAACACUUUCACUGUGAUGUGCAACUAUUUACACUACGAAAAACAAGGCAUACAAGCUUUAUAAACACUUAGAAUGAAAGAUGAUGACAAUGAAUAGAUUUUGCAAUGUCUAACGAGGUGAAAUAUUCCAUAGUGGUUAGUGAUUAGAUGUAAGUGUACUAAAUAGCAGUGAAUGAGUUAAUGAAGCAAUACCCACGAAAGUCAGCACAGGUGAAAGCUUGCUGGGGUGGUAAGCUGAGAUGCAAAGCUGAGGUGAACGUUGAAAUCUGAGGAACAACGUGAAUUUGGCAACCUGGCAGUGAGAAGAAAAGGUGUAUGUUGAUAGAUGGAGAUGGAGUCAUAAUAAGCAGCGUGCAAGCAGAGAAGCGCAAUUGUGAAAGCUUUUUUGCAUUGAGGUUUUGUAUGCUUCAGCUGGCGUCACCCGUCGCUGAUACACGGUGAGCCAAAAGUCAAUACCACAUUUUAAACGUUUAUUGUGAGAAAACAAAGUAAAACA